Calidris pugnax (ruff) is the source of this 3959-nucleotide messenger RNA. It is a transcript of the gene FBXO11, whose product is annotated as F-box protein 11. Gene Ontology annotation, molecular function: zinc ion binding; protein binding. The transcript is spliced from 22 exons. The record is from RefSeq and is a predicted model, not a curated record. The coding region runs from base 40 to 2571 and encodes 843 amino acids. Lineage: Eukaryota; Metazoa; Chordata; Aves; Charadriiformes; Scolopacidae. Gene Ontology annotation, biological process: protein ubiquitination; regulation of apoptotic process; ubiquitin-dependent protein catabolic process.
UCUCGUUUUCUGUUGAUAGAUGAUGAUGUACCUGCAGAUAUGGUUGCAGAAGAAUCAGGUCCUGGUGCACAAAACAGUCCAUACCAACUUCGCAGAAAAACUCUUCUACCUAAAAGAACAGCUUGCCCUACAAAGAGCAGUAUGGAGGGUGCCUCCACUUCAGCUACUGAAAACUUUGGUCACCGAGCUAAACGUGCUAGAGUAUCUGGAAAAUCCCAGGAUUUAUCAGCAGCACCUGCAGAACAAUACCUUCAGGAGAAGUUGCCAGAUGAAGUGGUUCUAAAGAUCUUCUCCUACCUGCUGGAGCAGGAUCUCUGUAGAGCAGCUUGUGUGUGUAAACGCUUCAGUGAGCUGGCUAAUGAUCCAAUUUUGUGGAAAAGAUUGUAUAUGGAAGUAUUUGAGUAUACUCGUCCAAUGAUGCAUCCUGAACCUGGUAAAUUUUAUCAGAUUAAUCCAGAAGAAUAUGAACAUCCAAAUCCCUGGAAGGAAAGCUUUCAGCAACUGUACAAAGGAGCACACGUAAAGCCAGGGUUUGCUGAACACUUCUACAGUAAUCCUGCAAGAUAUAAAGGAAGAGAAAAUAUGUUGUAUUAUGACACCAUUGAGGAUGCUCUUGGUGGAGUUCAAGAAGCUCACUUUGAUGGACUUAUCUUUGUUCACUCUGGUAUAUAUACUGAUGAAUGGAUAUAUAUAGAAUCUCCAAUCACCAUGAUCGGUGCAGCUCCUGGAAAAGUAGCAGAUAAAGUUAUAAUAGAAAACACUAGAGAUUCCACCUUCGUUUUUAUGGAGGGUUCUGAAGAUGCCUAUGUUGGAUAUAUGACAAUCAGGUUCAACCCUGAUGACAAAUCUGCUCAGCACCACAACGCACACCACUGCUUAGAGAUUACCGUGAACUGCAGCCCAAUUAUAGAUCACUGUAUUAUUCGAAGUACUUGUACGGUUGGCUCUGCAGUAUGUGUUAGUGGCCAGGGAGCUUGUCCUACUAUUAAACACUGUAACAUCAGCGACUGUGAAAACGUUGGACUUUACAUUACAGACCAUGCACAGGGAAUAUACGAGGACAAUGAGAUCUCCAAUAAUGCAUUAGCAGGGAUUUGGGUUAAAAACCAUGGAAAUCCCAUUAUCAGACGGAACCACAUUCACCACGGACGUGAUGUUGGCGUUUUCACUUUUGACCAUGGCAUGGGUUAUUUUGAAAGCUGCAACAUACACAGGAACAGGAUAGCAGGUUUUGAAGUGAAAGCCUAUGCCAAUCCGACGGUGGUUCGGUGCGAAAUCCACCACGGCCAGACCGGAGGGAUCUACGUGCAUGAAAAAGGAAGAGGACAAUUCAUAGAGAACAAAAUCUAUGCAAACAAUUUUGCAGGCGUUUGGAUUACCUCAAACAGCGACCCAACAAUAAGGGGCAAUGCAAUUUUUAAUGGGAAUCAAGGUGGUGUUUAUAUCUUUGGUGAUGGACGAGGCCUUAUUGAAGGAAAUGACAUUUACGGUAACGCGUUAGCAGGAAUACAGAUCCGAACAAACAGCUGUCCCAUCGUUCGACACAACAAGAUACACGAUGGUCAACAUGGAGGGAUUUAUGUACAUGAAAAAGGACAAGGCGUGAUCGAAGAAAAUGAAGUUUACAGCAAUACUUUGGCUGGAGUCUGGGUGACAACGGGCAGCACCCCAGUCCUGAGGAGGAACAGGAUACACAGUGGGAAACAAGUCGGAGUUUACUUUUAUGACAAUGGACAUGGCGUGUUAGAAGACAAUGACAUCUAUAACCACAUGUACUCAGGGGUUCAGAUAAGAACUGGAAGCAACCCCAAAAUUAGACGCAACAAGAUCUGGGGCGGUCAGAACGGUGGAAUUCUUGUCUAUAAUUCUGGCCUUGGAUUUAUAGAAGACAAUGAAAUUUUUGAUAAUGCCAUGGCUGGCGUGUGGAUUAAAACAGACAGUAAUCCUACACUAAGAAGAAAUAAAAUCCAUGAUGGAAGAGAUGGAGGCAUCUGCAUAUUUAAUGGGGGAAGAGGUCUUCUGGAGGAGAACGACAUCUUCAGGAACGCUCAAGCCGGUGUCCUCAUCAGCACCAACAGCCACCCUGUGCUAAGGAAAAAUCGAAUAUUCGAUGGAUUUGCUGCAGGUAUCGAGAUAACAAAUCACGCCACGGCGACGUUGGAAGGCAAUCAGAUCUUCAACAACCGCUUCGGGGGUUUAUUUCUAGCAUCCGGGGUCAACGUCACGAUGAAAGAUAACAAAAUAAUGAACAAUCAAGAUGCCAUAGAGAAAGCUGUCAGCAGAGGCCAGUGUUUAUACAAGAUCUCAAGCUACACCAGCUACCCCAUGCAUGACUUCUACAGAUGUCACACCUGCAACACCACGGACCGUAACGCCAUCUGUGUGAACUGCAUCAAGAAGUGCCAUCAAGGACACGACGUAGAGUUCAUUAGACACGAUAGGUUUUUCUGUGACUGCGGUGCUGGGACGCUGUCGAACCCCUGUACGCUCGCCGGAGAGCCUACGCACGAUACAGAUACACUAUAUGACUCUGCUCCACCUAUAGAAUCUAAUACAUUGCAGCACAACUGAAUUCCUUUCAGAAAGAAAGUCCUGCCAUUCUAAUCUCCUAACUGUUCAAACCUUUUCUUUUUUUGGAGGAAGUUUUACUUGCCCAUUUCUGCAGAAAGAGACUGUGUUAAAGCGGAUGAUGUGUGAGGUGGUGACACUAUGGAGCUCAACCUACCAAAAAAGAAAGUGGCAAUAUGUUGACUCAGGAUACCAGAACUGGGCGUUUUAGCAUUACUGUGUAAAAACAAACAAAACAAAAAAACCAACCAACAAAAUAAACCAACCAAUAAAAACAAAGACUUUGAAGGGACAGAAGUGAAGAAAAAAAAAAAACACAAAAAAACCAACAAAACGAAACAAAAUAAGCUGCAAUUUUGUACAGAUACCAACUUCUGAGAGCUGGUGUUUUUACAAGUAGCAUUGAGCCGCAGUCCGAUUUGCAGUAGUUACUAUUCUGUAGACAAGCAGCAUUCUUUGUUGCUGCCUUUAUGGACAUGGGUACCAAUUGCUUUUUGUAACAUGGUUAAAAAGAAAAAAAGAAAAAAAAAAACCACAAAAAAAAACCCACAAAAAAAAAAAAAACGUGAGCUAGCACUUCUGCAUUUCUUUUUUUGAUUUUUUAACAUUUAUUCAGAUUGAGAAAUAUGAUUUUAAUGCUUUAAUCUCAUGUAGUUUGUUUCUAAUUUCAAGCAAAAAAAAAAAAACCCAACUCUUAUUGUACUUGAAUGUGUCCUGUUUUGUUAGCACACCUAGACUUGCUGUAACUGUACUCAUGUCCCAGUAUGUACGUUCUUUCUAUGAAAGAGAAAACACUAAUCUUAAAUUAUAUCCAGCAAUUUUUCUGGUGUCCUCUGAAGUUAGAAUAAUCUCCUUCCCCUGCCCCAGCAAUAGUCUGUACUCAAACCACCCUAACAAAAACGACAGAAACAAACAAAAGCGAGUGUUUUAAUGAGACUUCCUAGACUAUAAUGCACUAUAAAACAAAGUACCCAUAUGUAACUAAAGUUUUGUGAAUGAAAUUUUACUAUGUUUUAAAGUACACGGUAGAAAGUCUCCUCAAAACAGUCUUGUACUUUUACUCUGUUCAUAGUUUUUUUUGAACAGUCUGGACAUUUACUUAACGUAACCUGCUGGAAAUCACAGCAAUUUCCUGCUCUAAUGAAGCUGAGACAAGUAUAUAUACAGCCCUAUACAGUUUCAUAGCUUUUUUCCAUUUAUGUGUAUUGGUGACAGUGGGUAAUCAACAGCCUGAAAGUGUAUGCAUGUACCAUAACAUCUAGACUUAAUAUAUUGUGGAGUACUCAAUAACCAUUAUGUAGAGGGUAGGUUAAGAAUUAAAGGGUUUAAUUUCCUAGGAAAGACAAUGGAAAAAUGGUCAUUUUUAAAAAAUAAAGUUUAUUAGAUCAUAA